GGGGCACAAGGGACUGAUCAGUGGGCGGGACCUGGCGUCCUCGCCCUGGAGCUGCACCAGUCUCUGGCUUUUUUGCUGCAAGGCACCCAGACACCAUGGGAAAGCUAGUGGCGCUGACCGUGCUGGGGGCCAGUUUGGCCUUAAUAGGGGAAAGGCUUCUGAAUUUUAGAGAACGAGUUAGUACAUCUCGAGAAAUAAAGUCCACAGAGCCACAGAACUGCCACCUGAUUGAGGGACUCGAGACUGGCUCUGAAGAUAUUGAUAUACUUCCUAGCGGGCUGGCUUUUAUCUCCACCGGAUUAAAAUAUCCAGGUAUGCCAAACUUUGCACCAGACAAACCAGGAAGAAUCUUCCUGAUGGAUCUGAAUGAGCAAAAGCCAAAGGCACAAGCACUGGAAAUCAGUAAUGGGUUUGACCAGGAGUCACUAAAUCCCCAUGGGAUCAGCACUUUCAUCGACAAAGACAACACUGUGUACCUGUAUGUUGUGAAUCACCCCAACAUGGACUCCACGGUGGAGAUAUUUAAGUUUGAAGAACAACAACGCUCUCUCAUCCACCUGAAAACCAUAAACCAUGAGCUUCUCAAGAGUGUGAAUGACAUUGUGGUUCUUGGGCCAGAGCAGUUCUAUGCCACAAGAGACCACUACUUUACCAGUUAUUUCUUGGUACUUUUGGAGAUGAUCUUGGACCCUCACUGGACUUCAGUUCUUUUCUACAGCCCAAAAGAGGUCAACGUCGUGGCCCAAGGAUUUAGUUCUGCCAAUGGAAUCACAGUCUCACUAGACAAGAAAUAUGUCUAUGUAGCUGAUGUAACAGCUAAGAACAUCCAUGUAAUGAAAAAACAUGAUAAUUGGAAUUUAACUCCAGUGAAGGUAAUUCAGCUGGGCACCUUAGUGGAUAACUUGUCUGUUGAUCCAGCCACGGGAGAUAUUUUGGCAGGAUGCCAUCCUAACCCCAUGAAGCUUUUGAGCUAUGACCCUGAGGAUCCUCCGGGAUCAGAAGUACUACGCAUCCAGGAUUCUUUGUCAGAUAACCCCAGGGUGAGCACGCUGUAUAUGAACAACGGCUCCGUGCUUCAGGGCAGCACCGUGGCUUCUGUGUAUCAAAAGAAAAUGCUCAUAGGCACUAUAUUUCACAAAGCUCUGUACUGUGAACUCUAGAUCUUUCUAAAAACAUCUUUAUAUUUGACAAAAGUAAAAUUGUCAUUUGUAUGCUACGUGGAACUGUAAUUAUUUACAGUUACCGGUGACAAUGUGUAUGGCUUUUCUUAUGGAGAAAAGUAGAGGAGUAGAGAAACUUACAGCCAUGAAAUCAAGAAUCAAGUUAGUGAGUAGCAAGGGAACUGGAAACCCAUGUGUUCUGCUCUGUUGAAUAUGCCCAGCAUUCUCUAUAUGCUGUGAUGUAUAGGCCGUUACAAUUUAUGUUUCCCGUUCUCUUAAAUCUGUGCCUCUUGUUAACUGUUCAUCCAAAUCACCUCCUGCAACUGUGAUAGUCUUAAGCUUCUGCAGUCCAUACUACUAAAGAAGCUAAUGGCUAACUAUGACCCUCAUUCUCUGUUCUGUCUUGCAUAUGACACUAUCUUCCAAUCACAUAUCCUAACCUAUCACUCUUAUCUUUAAACUCCAAAGCCUUUCAUGAACAUGGAUUUGUCACACAGGGAACAAGAUUCUGGAAAUGUGACAUACACAAACCUCAUCAGCUAGCUUGGUGCAUGAUAUGCUGUUGUAUGUCUUGAAAUAAGGCUUUUUAUACUGAUACUUCCAUUGCAAGUGUCUCCAAUCGUGGCUCUGAAUGUUUGAUCGGACCCUAGGACUGUUACCUUCAGCCAUGUUCAACUUCUCUACUAGUUAAUAAACAUUUAGUAAACAGCUUCCAGCUGACUGGCACCAAUGAAUCCAAAAUGAAAAAAAAAAUUAUGCACAAAUGGCAUGUACUAAUGGACAAAUCUAAAUUUAAUUUGAUGAGAAUAAAUAAAGGCAUUCCUUUCUUGGUUAAAACAACAAACAAACAAAUAAGUAAACAAAUAAUAAUAAAUGAUUUGUGGUUGAUUACCACCAACGUUUCAAUAGGGAACCUGGGGACCAAGGUCUCAGCACAAAGAGAUUUAUUUGCCCCAGAGGGAUGGAUAAGGGACAAACGCUGGAGAUGGAAGAAAAGGAAGAAGAAACCAGGAACAAUGGAGAGGAGAAGAAACAAGGGAGAAGGGGGAAGGAGUAUUGGUCCCAAGGGAGCUGUCUCUGAAUAGAGAGGAUGAACCUACUUGUUAAGAUGAGGUGUUUAUUUAUUUUACUAUUUUUUAUUUAUUAUGGGGGGUGAUGCAGAAUUUCUCUGUGUAACAGUCCUGACUAUCCUUGAACUUGUGUUGUAGACCAGGCUAUCCUCAAACUCACAGAGAUCCAACUAACUCUGCUUCCUGAGUGCUGGAAUUGAUGAUGUACACCACCACACAAGGUGAUUCAUUUUAAUUGGGUACGCUAAUUAGGUGAGCCAAAAGGGGUUUCUGAUUGUUAGACUUCAAUAGGUGGACCUUGGCAGUCAGCCGUGGGAGGAAAAGUGGGCCAAAUGAGCGAGUAGAUCUUGGAGGCUGGCUUUAGGAACGUGAUCUAAUGAUUUUAGCAAGGCAGAGGAAAUAGGAGAGAAGGGCCAUGCCUUUCCAGAACCUUGUUUGCCACACUAGAGCUUCGAGAGUCUUGUCAAGCCCUCCCACAAGGUGUUUCUGGUAAUGGGGAAUUAAGGAGACCUGUUGAUAUUUUAAAGAACACUGUUUAGUUAAAAGUUUGUUAAAUAGUUUGAUGCCAGGAUAAAAUGGUACUCUUUUAACCUGUGUACUCAUUUUUUUGUUCAGACAUUAAGAUUGUAUAACUUUCAUUACUUCAAGGAAGGAAUAGCCCAGCUGAGUGUGAGAGGUAGUCAUCAUACUUUAAGUUUCAAAACAUAGGUAUAUGUUGUAGAGAUUUUAGUUGUUCGACUGUUUGCCUUACAAGUGUGAGGAACUAAAUUUGAUCUCCAACAUCCACAUAAAAACUAGGUGUGUGGUUUGUGUUUGUAAUCCCAGCACUGGGGAAGUAAAGUUCUGGGACUUUCUGCCCGAAAGCUGAGUAUAUUUAGUAUACUUCAGGCUGGUGAGAAGCUGUCUCCAACAACAAACAACAACAACAACAAAAAUAAAUUAUAGAUGAUGCUCACAGAGUAGCCCCAGAAGCUGUUUUCUGGUCUUCACAUAUGUAUGUAUGCAAGCAUGCACAACUUCAUGCAUGCACAAAAUGUAGUUAUCGAGAAGACUCUGAAUAAAAAUAAUGAUUAAAAGCCAUGCACACUUAUAACUCAGUCCAUUAUGAUAACUCUUUUUUGAUCUCUAGCCAUCAUAGCUUCUGGAUUACUUAACAUUUGUCUAUUAAGGCUUUAACUGAACAAAAGGAGCAUAAGCCAAAUCCAAGAGGAGUUGGAUGGUGAACCACAUCCUAGAAAAUCACAGAUUUCAAAGAGUUGAAUAUCCAGCUAAGGUCAAAGUCAGUGUAAAGUAGCCCCACAUUCUAUUCCCACAAGCCUAAAAGGACAGCUGAGCAAAAUGGAAGGAGAGAUGGUGCUGGUAUGCCCACCAUCAUUCAGAGUCGGAGCUCAGAUUGCCAUCGAAUGGUCAAAACUGAUCUGAAACCACCUAGAAAUUGAGACUAGGGCUGGAGAGAUGGCUCAGUGGUUAAGAGCACUGACUGCUCUUCCAGAGGUCCUGAGUUCAAUUCCCACAACCACAUGGUGGAUCACAACCAUCUGUAAUGAUGUCAGAUUCACUCUUCUAGUGUGUCUGAAGAAAACUACAGUGUACUCAUAUAAAUAAAAAUAAACAAAUCUUAAAAAAAAAAGAAAUUGAGACUAGAUUGGUGGUUACCAGAGACCAAGAGAGUAGGGGUUUUCUGGGAAUGGAGGAGUGAUUCUGAGGGGUUAAUCAUUGAGCUCUAAGUUACAGUUAGAUGGAAUGAAGGAGAUAAAGAGUAUUGUUGUCCAAGGCGAUUACUCUAGAUAACAGAAAUGCUCUCAAUAUUUCAAAACUCUAGGAGAAAGAAUCGUGGAUGUUUUCACCACCUAGAAUGACAGAUGUUUGAGGAGAUAGAUAUUUUUACCCUGACUUAAAUAUUACACAAAGUAUAAUGCUUCAAACAUCACAGCAAUGGAAGAUAUCAAGUUAUGAGCUUACUUAUGCCAAGAAGAUAUCAAGUUAUGAACUUACUUAUGCCAUGUUAGUAAACUAACACCUCCCUGGCAGAAACAAAUACAGGUUCUUUUGUGACUUUAUACUAUGUGUUCCCAAGGAAAAUGAAUGGGCAUUCAUGAAAAACGAAGGGAAAGGUUACAUAAAUAAGAACAACAAGAACAGUGGAAACAAAUUAGAGCAUAAAUAGGUUUACAAAAAGUACAUAUGUAUGAGGAUAAUAGCAUAGGGUUGACAAGCACACUUAGUGUCAAAGAAAUAAAACACAAGCUUAAGUGCAGAGAAUGGUAUACUCUAAGAACCUAGUGAACCUAAUACCAAAUGGACCUGGAAAAUCCACACCUGGACUGAACAAAAUACAACUGAAGGAAUUUAGAUUUUAACAUCAAUAAUUAAAGAAAAACAACUUAGAGUAUAGGAGUUUGAAAAUUGUGCAAAUGUGUAUUCACAAAGACUUGCAGUGUGAGUCUUUCAUGCAUUUUUCCACUAUUAUUUUCUUUCAAAACACCCAAGAGGUCUUUCUCUACUGAACAGUCUGGUAAGCGUGACUUCUAAGACAUUGAAGACCCAAGAAAUUUGUCCUUGGAUAGUCAUUCCACAUCCAUCUUUGAAUCUACUGAAGGCAAAUAAUUUGCUGCUUGCUGAGGUUAUGUAGGCUGCAAAAAAUACAAGGUCAAAACCUACUGACAUAAGACAAUGGAUGACUGAGUGAGUCACGUGGAGCAUAAUCUAGACUUUUUUUUAAGAAACAUGUUGUGAUGGUUUAUAUAUGCUCGGCCCAGGGAAUGACACUAUUUAGAAGGUGUGGCCAUGUUGGAGUAGGUGUGGCCUUGUUUGAGUAGGUAUGUCACUGUGAAUGUGUGCUUUAAGACCCUCAUCCUAGCUGGAAACCAGUAUUCUGCUAGCAGCGCUCAGAUGAAGAUGUAGAACUCUCAGCUCCUACUGCAUCAUGCCUGCCUGGAUGCUGCCAUACUCCCACCUUGAUGGUAAUGGAUUGAACCUUUGGACUUGUAAGCCAGCCCCAAUUAAACGUUGUAAUUAUAAGAGGUGUAUUGGUCAUGGUAUCUGUUCACAGCAGUAACAUUCUAACUAAGACACAUGUGGUUGAGUCAGGUAGUAAGACUGAUAAAACAAAACAAAAAGCAACAACAAUAACAAAAAACAACAGGAAAGGAAGG
Molecule: messenger RNA, 5385 nt
Organism: Apodemus sylvaticus (European woodmouse)
Lineage: Eukaryota; Metazoa; Chordata; Mammalia; Rodentia; Muridae
Gene: Pon3
Product: paraoxonase 3
Exons: 9
Coding region: 96-1160 (354 amino acids)
Cellular component (GO): extracellular region
Molecular function (GO): arylesterase activity
Source: RefSeq, a predicted model, not a curated record